This is a messenger RNA of Seminavis robusta, 723 nucleotides long. NCBI's taxonomy places the organism in Eukaryota, Bacillariophyta, Bacillariophyceae, Naviculales, Naviculaceae. The record is from the annotation of a GenBank genome assembly.
AUGGGCUGGGCCAAUUCAGGAGACGUGAAAACCAUCUUUGUGCAGGGAAUCAUUCCUCUCUUUCUGGGGUUGAGUUUCUGUUGCUUGGGAAUGCUGUACUGUCUUGGCGUUCUCAAGUUCCGCUGCUGCCACCAGAGACGCGAUGUCGUUCCCGUGACAAUGUCCCGCUCCGACGAGGAAACCAACAGCAAUAAUAAUGCGCCGAUGACCAUGGCGGCGGCCGAAAAGGCGUUUGGACCCGUCGCCUGUCAAGCGCAACUCUUUGGCAUGGCCGCCAAAGAGCGUCAAGCCGUGCUCGAGAAGGUCUUUGCGCCCUGUUGCAGUACGCAUCAACGAGCCAAGAAAAACCUGGACGAUUCUCGAAGUUCCUCUGGGUCGGGAGCACUCGAUACAAAUUGCUCUUGUGCGAUUUGUCUUCGUGAAUAUGAGGACGGCGAAGAAGUCAUGACGGGAACCCAAUGCAACCACAUGUACCAUAAAAAUUGUGCCAUGGUAUGGCUGUCACAACAUCAAAGAAAGCCAAAGGAUCAUUGCCCUUAUUGCCGCAAUGAAAUGUUGACGGCCACCGAAAUGAAAAAGGCGGCCUUGGAACUAUUGGGUGCCGAUCGAGUGGCCGAAUUGGCACAAAUGCCGACACCAGUCGAAACGACGACUACUGGUCUGGGUCCGGUCGCUGAAGAAGACGAAGCUCAGGUUCCUGCCGACAUUGAAAGUGGGCUCUGA